Molecule: messenger RNA, 1678 nt
Organism: Daucus carota subsp. sativus
Lineage: Eukaryota; Viridiplantae; Streptophyta; Magnoliopsida; Apiales; Apiaceae
Exons: 4
Coding region: 464-1204 (246 amino acids)
Source: RefSeq, a predicted model, not a curated record
GAUAGAGUCACACACAACAGCUUGAGUAGAACCGAAAGCCGAGAGGUGUUGGCGACGGAAGUAAUGGAGCAUACUGAAAUUCCAGUCGUAAAUAUUCAACCUAACAACGAGAAAGGUCCAGCAGCUACAAAAGAGGUGAUCUAAUUCAGUGAGAUUUGCAUAAUUUUGUUUUUGCAUACUUAUGUUUUAUUCUGAAAUUGACAUUUCAAUUGUUAAUUUCCAGGACCCUAUAAAUCUGGAGAGUGAUAAAGGGGAGAAAAAGGAGAAGAAACUAACUUCGCCGGCAUGGGCACAUUUCACCACACUGCCUUUUUAAUGCUCUGUAGGUCUGCUUGGGUACUGAUCACUUUGGUUAUGUACUGAUUUGAUAUAUAUAUAUAUGGGCCUGCAAUUAUGUUUUUAAGGUUUACAAGAAGUUCAGUCUUUUGGUUGAUCUCAUAUUCUUGGAUCUCUUUGAUCUCUUAUGCUUGGCAAAGGAGCAGUGGACGCAAAGGUCUUCUUGCUUGCCAUAUCGAAUGUUGCCUGGAGGUUUGCAGCUAAUGUGUCGUCAAGUACUGGUGGAUUGGUGAGUACAGAAAUCAGUGACGGGAAAGCCAUUUCAGAAACAAUAAGAUGGUUGGCAGGAAAACCAUCUUAUUCAGUGUUGACUUAUGAAGGCUAUGUGGUUGAUGGGGUCCGAUACCACACAAAGGAGCGAGAUAAUGCUAGGGUAGUUCAAAACAGCGGCGUGUCAUUAGUUGCUAGGACAGUACAAGUGUCCACUGCUAAGGAUAUAAAUCCUAUAGAGGGUGAUUUAACAUUUUAUGGCAUUAUAGAAGAAAUAUGGGAGUUAGACUACCACGCAUUCAAGGCCCCUUUAUUUUUGUAUACAUGGGCAUCAAAUGACAGAGGUAUCAAGUCCGACGAUCUUGGCUUUACACUCGUGAACUUCAAUCGACCAGGCCACAAGAAGGACAAAUAUGUCUCUGUUGACCAAGUCAACCAAGUAUUUUAUGUUGAGGAUCCAUGUGAUGCUCAUUGGUCAGUUGUGUUAUCAUCGACAACUAGAGAUUAUCAUGCCCUGUAUGACGAAGAUGUUCCAGAGGAGAUAUCGUGGAAUCCUCCCCCGUUCUGUUGCCAUAUCCCGAUAUGUGACCCAAUUAGUGUUGAUGCAACUAUUAGUAAUAAAAGAGAAAAUGUAGAGGGGAUUUGGGUUAAGCAGUGAUAGGUGUCUAUAUAUUUAGCAAUAUAGUCAUCUGCAAUUUAGCAAUAUGUACUUGUUUGAAUUGUAAUUGUUAAAUUUAGCAAUAUGUACUUGUUUGAAUUGUAUCUGUUAAAUUUAGCAAUAUGAACACGACUGGGACAGUUGUAAAAAAAUCUGGAGGUAAGCGCGGGGUAUGCGCAAUGUACAAAGUAAUUGUGAAGAAGGCUCAUGGGAAAAAGUCUAAAGUCACUUGUGAUGAGUAUGGAAUGCCUAAUGGGGAAACAAGGGCCCGAUUGCAAUCCUACAUCGGUAUGUUGGCCAGGACUACAGUUCCAAUCGAUAUUGAGAGUUGGCCCAAGGUUGAUCCUGAAUUAAAAGCGAAGAUUUGGAUGGAUAUUCAGGUACUUUGUAAUAAUGCUUUAGUUUGUAAUAAUGCAUUUCUAUAUUCACAUUUUUAACGUAAUAUUAAAAUUCUGCCUGGAAGCGAUUUGUGAA